Molecule: messenger RNA, 1359 nt
Organism: Westerdykella ornata
Lineage: Eukaryota; Fungi; Ascomycota; Dothideomycetes; Pleosporales; Sporormiaceae
Exons: 2
Coding region: 1-1359 (452 amino acids)
Source: RefSeq, a predicted model, not a curated record
AUGUUCAUCAACGCACGUCGAGUAGCCUGGCUGUGCUGGCUGCUCUGUUCAUUCCUUCCGUACGUUCAUUGCCAGUUUGGCAGUAAUCCGUUUGCAGGAAGCCCUUUUCCAGGUGGCUUCGGAAGAGACCCCAUUGGAAACGGUUUUCCUAAUAGGGAAUUUGGAGGGAGGGUGCCUGGCAGGCUUUCUCAGGGGUUUGACUCCCAGCGCAACCAGCGCAUUGGUGGAAACAACUUCAGAGUGCCACAGGAGAAUCGGCAAGAGGCGGAAUCGGAGAGAGCUCAAGGGGAGCCCAAUCAAGGCGAAACGCUCGAAGGUGGAGACACAUCCACAGUGGCUCCGACGACUGCCAUAUCUACUCCAUCUUCUCCUGCUCUUAUUGCCUCAGAACCACCACUGUCGCCAUCACCACCAUCACCACCACCGCCCGCCCCAAUUGCAGACGGAGGUGGAGUUGGACUUGCAACUGAGGCACCGCCUCCCUCAACCACGACGACACGGAGCCGGUUUACCCCCGCCAUUGAACAGCCCACAACAGAUCCGACAAGUGGCCAAACGAUACAGUCUCUCCCUGUCUUACCCAUCGAUUCCACACUGACACCGCUCACCACAUCAUCCGCCGACACGCUCCCUUCGGAAUGGACCUCAGCAAUGCCAUCCAUGACAACCACAACAAGUACAAGCCCUGCUCUCAAUACCUCAGCUUUUACCACUCCAUCACAGACGUCAACAAAUACUCUCUCGCCUGCAUCACCUACCAACUCGACCGCCGCAUCCGCUGCCCUUGACUUGGCGCCGCUGUCCACGUCCACUGGAAGCACAAUGAGCGCCUCCGCUCGAGGUGGCGUAGGAGUAGGCGUCGCAUUCGCCAUCAUUUCCAUCGCAGGUCUCACAGGCUUCAUCCUCUGGCGCCGCUAUCGAAAUCGUCACCACUGGCGCAAGAAUAACCAGGCCACCGUUGGCGGCCUCGGACGUUUCUUCCCCUUCAACCGCACCAGAACCUCCAAAACGGACGCAGAAUGGGAAAUCGGUGACGCGGAGAAAGUCGAGAUCCUGCGUGGUGCGUCUGCCAGGACGGUAUCGCGGAGCGAUAGCAGCAGGAGCAUGCGGCCCAGCGGCGAUAUGGAGGGACGAAAGGCGGAGGACGGGUCGAGGUCGGGGCCGAAGCCAAAGUUGCAGAUUGUGAAGGUCGGGAUGUGGGUUCCGGAUCGGCCUCAUCCUGCGUUGACGUCGAAUCCACCCUUGGUUAGUCCGAGUCAGUUUCCUAGGCCGCCGAGUGGGAGUAGUGGAAGUGGAGGGUCUGGGGGUGGAGGAGGGGGGAGGAAGACGAGUAGUUGGCCGCUUCCAGAGGGGGAGUAA